CGCAUAGCAUCCACUAGCUGUGCGCCAGUUCAGACAGCAGACUGUUGUUUGCAUGAUUUUUAAGUAAAGGAAACAGCGUUAUUAUAUUGUUAUUUGCUGCCCUGUUUUAAAAUGGAUUGCUCUGAAGACGUACAGCCACUUUCGGACGAAGCCAGUACUCCGGUGGAGUUAAAGAAAGGAAUGUCAAUAUUUUUGGAUAUACUGAGAAGAGCUGAUAAAAAUGAUGAUGGCAAGCUGUCCUUUGAGGAGUUUAAGGCAUAUUUCUCAGAUGGAGUUCUGUCUGGUGAUGAAUUGAAGGAGCUCUUCCAUGUCAUUGAUACUCAUAACACAGACAAUGUGGACACAGAUGAGCUAUGUGAAUAUUUCUCUCAGCAUCUUGGAGAAUAUGAAAAUGUCCUUGCUGCCUUAGAAGACCUGAAUGUCUCUAUACUGAAGGCUAUGGACAGAACCAAAAAGGAGUACCAGGAGGCCACGCACCUGGAACAGUUUGUGACACGCUUUCUGCUGAAGGAGACCACCAGCCAGCUGCAGUCACUCCAGAGCUCACUUGAAUGUGCAGUGGAGACGACGGCUGAGCAGACCCGGCGGGAGAGACAGGCUCCCAUGAAGCCUGAGGUGCUGUCGAUUCAGUGGUCAGGCAGGAGAUCCAAUCGGAGGCUUCAAAGGAAUAACAGCUUGUCUCCAAACAACCCACUUCCCAGCCUUGUCAGUUCAGGUCUAUAUGAGGAGGACAACCAGUGGAUAACCCAAAUCAACAGACUGCAGAAACUGAUUGAUCGCCUAGAAAAGAAGGAGCUGCGUCUGGACCCAGUAGAAGAGGAAGUCCUGGAAGGCACCACCAAAUCACACAUUCUGAUUGUGCAGCGGCAGCUGCGUGUGCUCGAGGAUGGCCUGGACGACUUCCGUCUGGCUCUCCGGCAGUACAUCGACUGUGCUAGCACCCAGACCGGCUGCUUGCAUAUUGCAGUUCAGAGGAUUGCUAAUGAGUCUCGCUUCAUAUUGUAUGAAUUCUGGGAGCACAGCAAUGUGUGGAAGAAUCACUUGCAGACGAACUACAGCAAAACCUUCCAGAGGGGUAACGUGGAUUUCUUAGAGACUCCAGAGAUUAUAACCACCAUGCCGGUACCAGCAUCAUGGUGGGUGCUGAACAACAACUAGACCCAUGGAUAUCCUGACAGAAGGCUCUAAAGGAAACCAGUAUGGCAUUGUUGUUUCUUAAUCAUCUGGAAACGCACCCUUGUGUUAAAAUUUGGUGUCGAGUCAUGGUGUAUAUAAUCAGAUACCCAUGGUCCUGCAUCAUUAGUUCUUUAAGAUGUGUACAUUUCUAGAUGUUAACUGCUUAAGCAAUGACUGUCAUUCUGAUGGUGGUACAUUCUGUUGAUGUGUUAUCAGGAUUAGGACUUUGUUAAUCUGUCACUGGACAGCACCAGUAUGUGUGAGCAACAGUGCCCUGUGCUGUUAUUACCAGUCUGUGUAAGUGUCAGGACUCGAUGCCUCCUUAUGUAGCAGAACUUGUGAGCUGAACAAUCCAACAAGUUUUUGACUCUGCUGAUUUUGUAUAACGAUGCACUGUUCUUGCUGUACGCUACAUAGUUUGUACACUCUGAAUAAAGA
Molecule: messenger RNA, 1614 nt
Organism: Electrophorus electricus (electric eel)
Lineage: Eukaryota; Metazoa; Chordata; Actinopteri; Gymnotiformes; Gymnotidae
Gene: necab1
Product: N-terminal EF-hand calcium binding protein 1
Biological process (GO): regulation of amyloid precursor protein biosynthetic process
Cellular component (GO): cytoplasm
Molecular function (GO): calcium ion binding
Source: RefSeq, a predicted model, not a curated record